Messenger RNA from Micropterus salmoides (largemouth bass), 3121 nucleotides. It is a transcript of the gene cass4, whose product is annotated as Cas scaffold protein family member 4. NCBI's taxonomy places the organism in Eukaryota, Metazoa, Chordata, Actinopteri, Centrarchiformes, Centrarchidae. Gene Ontology annotation, cellular component: plasma membrane; cytoplasm. Gene Ontology annotation, molecular function: protein binding. The transcript has 7 exons. Gene Ontology annotation, biological process: cell migration; cell surface receptor protein tyrosine kinase signaling pathway. The coding region runs from base 145 to 2565 and encodes 806 amino acids. The record is from RefSeq and is a predicted model, not a curated record.
UGGCUCUCAGCGGCAGCUCAGACAAUAUGCUGAUAAGACAGGAGGACUGAAGUUUUCGCACACACUUGUGGUUGAGAUGGUUCACUGAAAACUGACCCUCUGUGGACGGAUCUUUUUCUCUGUGAACACAGCUGCUUAACAAACAUGAACAAACUUGCAAAGGCUCUGUAUGACAACACUGCAGAGUGUGCAGAUGAGCUGGCCUUCAGAAAAGGGGACAUCAUCACGGUGAUGGAUCAAAAUGUGGCCGGCACCAGCGGAUGGUGGAUGUGCUCUCUUUAUGGACGGCAUGGCCUGGCCCCUGCAAAUAGACUGCAGCUUUUAACAGUGCAAACUGGAAGCACUGCAGGCUCCUCAAUCCUUGUCACAGAAAAUCUCAGAUCAAUUGAUGUUAAAACUGAUGACAGUGUGAAAAAUAUCUACCAGAUCCCAAGUGUUCCCCGACCGUCCAGCAGCUCGGCUUAUGAACGCAUGGACAUGAUCUACAAGGUCCCGUCCACUCCUUUAUCAGCUUCAAAAAGUCCAGCCCUAUCAGCACUUAAGAACAACACAGAAGAACCGGAGAGAAACAAGCCUUCAUUCUUCAGCAUGGCGUCCAGUCCAAAAGGGGAGGUUUAUGAUGUUCCAAGCCAAGCAAGACGAGCUUCUCCUUUCACUGCAUCAACAACUCCAAGACAUAUGCCGCAAACACAGUCAUUGCCUCCAGUUUCGGAGCUGGAGAAAAGAUUUGACUCUCCGGAGAGUUUAAGGUGUAGCAGUCCAGGAGACUCUUACGUGUAUGCUGUUCCACCCCCUUUGCCUCAGGACCCAAAUUAUGACAUCCCUGUUCCCUCAGCCACAGAGGCCAAACAGAAAAUAAUCAAUGGAUACAACACCCUUCCCAACUUCCACAAGCCUGAGUGGAUUUAUGAUGUGCCAGUGGGUCCUGAGAAACAAAGUCCACCUCAAGGCUCCUAUGAUACCAUGCCCUCCAAAGCUGUUUGCAGGCAGCUCUAUGACACUCUUCCAGCACAUGCUUGGCCCAUUCAAAGAGGCAGUCCAACUUCCGCACUUUAUGAUGUACCAAAACCCAGUUCUCUUGACAUCCCAAGUCCACCCAAAGUGCUGCCAAGGGUCCCGAUUUAUGACAAACCCCUAACUCAGAGGCUCCCAGAGGAAUCAGUAUCUGUGGUUCCACCCCAGGAGGAAUCCCUCACCCGGGUUCUCAGUGAUUCCCCAAGUGAUCAUAUACCCCUAGAGUGCAGGGUGGACUCAAGCAAUGCUCAUGAACACACAAGGGUGCGUCUGCAGCGAAUGAGAAACUUCCUGGCCUGUACGUCUUUCCAUAACCUUCCAGAAAGUGGGGAGUCACUGGCACAGGAGGACAACGAGCGAGGUAGAACCUUAUGUCUCUCUGCAGCAGACAGUCAAAGAAUCAGCACGGCCUCCAGCUCCUCCACCAGCUCCUGUGACUCCCUGGCUCUGAGCUCCUCCUCUCCAGAGCCUCUGCGAGAAGUAACGCUCAGCCAGGACGAGGCCUGCCGCAAACUUCUAGACCUGCAUGAGUCCGUUUGCAGAGCCGUGCCCCGACUCAUGGAAUUUGUCAGCAGUCACUGGAGGAUCAAAGAACAUCUGGAGAAACACCUGAAGGAGAUCAGAGAAGCAGCUGAGGACAUUACAUGUUCUCUGACGUCCUUCCUAAACUUUUCCUUGGACGUUAAAGGCAAUGCCCGCCGUUUGACCGAUGCCAACCUUAAGACAAGGCUCUAUAAACAGCUGUCCAUCGUAGAAGACUCAGGUAUGAUCCUACAACAAACAGUUAGUGCUCUGAACAUGGCUGGCUGGCCCCUCAAUACGCUUUGUCAGGACCCGGGGCAGGUCCAGAUACCUGACCAACUGGAGCGCUUUGUUAUGGUGGCGCGCACUGUUCCAGAGGACAUCAAGCGCCUAGUGUCCAUCAUCAAUGCCAAUGGCAAGCUUCUGUUCAGAGUCCCUCAGAAAGAUCCAGAGACAAAGAAAAGUCCUGAUGGAAGUGAACAAGGAGGGGACAUACUGGAAGACGACAAUGACUAUGUAGAGCUACAGACUAAGAAUGCUUUUGAAAAGCAUCAAAAUGACGCGCAGAAGGGACAAAAAGAAAAUGUCACACCAGUCUCUAACAAGGCACGGACUGAUAACAAGCGCGACUCCUCUCAGUUCGGCAGUGGCACAGAAGAACAUCAACCAUCCCCUCUGUCAGAGCACUGCCGGCUUUACUUUGGUGCUCUCCAGAAGGCCAUUGGAGGAUUUGUGAGCAGUCUUCAGGAUGGCCAGCCACCAGAAAAAUUUAUCUCACAAAGUAAGCUGGUGAUCAUGGUAGGCCAGAGAUUGGUGGACACCUUGUGCAGAGAGGCCCAACGUAGAGGGUCCAGCCAGAGCCUCCUGUGUAAGAGCAACCACCUGUGUGCCCUCCUUAAGCAGCUGGCUGUGGCCACCAAGAAGGCAGCACUGCAUUUCCCGGAUAGUCAAGCUCUGCACGAGGCUCAAGAGUUUGCAAAGGAACUGGCCCAAAGAGCACAGCACUUUCGGAUAUCGCUUGACCUCUGAGAGUCUGCAUAUCAAGCAUAUUGAUUUGUUUGUACAGCAAAAGAUAGUGGUUUAAUCAUCAUUCUGUUUAUUUUUUCAUUGAUUUCAUAUUCAGCCACCUUCAAGCUUCACUAGCCAAAAAGAUAAUUAGUUUUUGCUGAAUGUUGUUAUCUUAAUGAAUGCAGGUACUGGUUAAAGUGUUGUUUUUUGGUUAGAAAAAGUCGCUGUGACAAGCAGAACAAUUCAAAUAUGGAGUUGUAUUUGUACUUAAAUAAUACGACAUAGUGGAGUUCUAAAAUAAAUUGCACAUUUAGGAUACUGUACUCAAGCCAAUUUUAAAAUGUAAUUUUAAAUAUAAAGUAUAAAAUGUAAUUGUUUUAUAUAAUUUACAACAAUUUUAUAUUUUCUGAAUAUUGUUUGUUAUGAGGAUUUAUGUAUUUUAUUACUUUAUUGUGAAGGGUAUACUCUCCAGGGUAGUAGUUUGAUAUAGUCUACGUUUUGUGAAUAUCUAUGUAAAUAUUCUAAAAAAAAUAUGUUAUGCAUUCCCAAACUUUUCUUGAUAAAAGACUGAAUACAA